GCUGACGGCGCUGGCUCUCCGCAGGACGGACUGAAGCGGAGCCUCGGCGACCUCAGGCGGCAGCUCGCUUGGGUGGAGCGGCUCGACGUGACGCUGGGCCCGGUGGCUGCCGCCGCGGAUGGCGCCUCGCACAGCCCCGGCGAGGGGCACAGCGCUUCCCACAAGGAGGCCGUGGACCCGGAGAACGACUUCCAGAGAGAGAUGAGCUUUUACCGACAGGCUCAGGCUGCCGUCCUGGAAGCGCUACCGAGGCUGCAUAAGCUCCAGGUUCCUACCAGAAGGCCAGAUGAUUAUUUUGCAGAGAUGGCCAAAUCUGACCAACAGAUGCAGAAGAUUCGACAGAAGCUUAAGAGUAAACAAGAAGCAAUGGAGAAGACUGAGAAGGCAAAACAGCUCCGUGCACUGAGAAAAUACGGCAAGAAGGUGCAAACAGAAAUUCUGCAGAAGAGACAGAAGGAGAAAAAAUCCAUGUUGAAUGCAGUCAAGAAAUACCAGAAAGGUCUCUCUGACAAGCUGGAUUUCCUAGAUGAGGGGCAGACUUCAUCUCAGGGGAACAAGAAAGGCAGUGGAAGUCAACGCGUAAAGAAAGGACCAAAUGCCAAACGACGAUACAAGAAUCAGAAGUUUGGUUUUGGUGGGAAGAAGAAGGGCUCCAAGUGGAACACAAAGGAGAGUUUUAAUGAUGUAUCCAGCUUUAAAGGAAAAGUCGCUCACAACAAAGGUCCCAGAAAAGCAGGGAAAAAAGCCCUCAAUAAGAGACCUGGAAAGAGAGCAAGGCAGAAAAUGAAGAGCCGAGCACGCUAA
Messenger RNA from Tinamus guttatus (white-throated tinamou), 804 nucleotides. The record is from RefSeq and is a predicted model, not a curated record. Lineage: Eukaryota; Metazoa; Chordata; Aves; Tinamiformes; Tinamidae.